Messenger RNA from Nerophis lumbriciformis (worm pipefish), 873 nucleotides. The record is from RefSeq and is a predicted model, not a curated record. Lineage: Eukaryota; Metazoa; Chordata; Actinopteri; Syngnathiformes; Syngnathidae.
AUGCAAACGAUCCAGGCACGAGUCACCAUCUACCCGCGGCGCGAGAUCCUAGAUCCCCAAGGCAAGGCUAUUGGCGACGCGCUGACCCGGAUCGGUUUCGACGGCGUCCGCGCGGUGCGCGCCGGCAAGAGCUUCGAGAUCGAGCUAGCGGCGGCCGACGCGGCCAGCGCCGAGGAUGGCCUGCGGCAGAUGUGCGAGAAGCUGCUCGCCAAUACGGUGGUCGAGGAUUACUCGAUCGAGCUGGUCGAUGAAGGAAGCAACUGCGAUCACGACGUCUACCACGUCCUGAAGCACGUGCUCGGGCAGGAGACCACUUUUCUGUGGCAUGGCGACGCCAACCUCGCCGGUUGCGAACUGGUGGUUCUGCCGGGCGGGUUUGCCUAUGGUGACUACCUGCGGGCUGGUGCGAUGGCGGCGGUUUCGCCGGUGAUGUCUGCGGUCCGAGAACACGCGGCCGCAGGUGGCCUGGUGUUGGGUAUCUGCAACGGCUUUCAGGUGCUGCUCGAAACCGGGCUGUUGCCGGGGGCGAUGCGCCAGAAUCAAAGCCUGCGCUUCCUCUGCCAGGAUGUCUACUUGAGGGUCGAGCGCAACGACUUGCCCUUUACCCAGGCGUUGAGCAAGGGUCAGGUGCUGCGAAUACCGAUCGCCCACGCCGAGGGCAACUACGUCGACUCGGAGGGCGCCCUCGAUACCCUCGAGGGGGCCGGGCAAGUGGUUUUUCGGUAUGUCGACGCCGCCGGUGAGAUCAACUCGGAGGCCAACCCCAACGGUUCGGCGCGGUCGAUCGCCGGGGGUUACCAACGCGGCUGGCAAUGUGCUCGGCAUGAUGCCGCAUCCAGAGCGUUGCGCCGAGGAGAUCCUCGGCAACACUGA